CGCCCGUGACGUCACGUCCUCUGCCGCUUCCACGCGCCGCGGUUCCGCUCGUGAAGACCCGAGUGCCUGGAAAAUAAACACGAAUAUAAACCCUUACCUUUAAAAUAAUCAUAAACACGGCCCCGGAGUCAUGGCGACGACAUUCGAGCAGAUGAGAGCGAACGUCGGCAAACUUCUGCGAGGCAUCGACAGGUAUAACCCGGAGAAUCUGUCCACGCUGGAGCGGUACGUGGACACACAGGCCCGAGAGAACGCCUACGACCUGGAGGCUAACCUGGCUGUGCUCAAACUGUACCAGUUUAACCCGGCGUACUUCCAGACGACGGUCACGGCUCAGAUCCUGCUGAAAGCGCUCACUAACCUCCCGCACACAGACUUCACGCUCUGUAAGUGUAUGAUCGACCAGACCCACCAGCAGGAGGAGCGUCCCAUAAGACAGAUCCUGUAUCUGGGAAACCUGCUGGAGACCUGCCACUUCCAGAGCUUCUGGGUACACUCACACACACACACACACAGACACAGACACAGACAGACACAGACACACACACACACACACACACACACACACACACACACACACACACACAGACACACACACACACACACAGUCAGUUUAUGA
Puntigrus tetrazona (Sumatra barb) is the source of this 619-nucleotide messenger RNA. Its product is annotated as eukaryotic translation initiation factor 3 subunit K-like. The record is from RefSeq and is a predicted model, not a curated record. The transcript is spliced from 5 exons. Lineage: Eukaryota; Metazoa; Chordata; Actinopteri; Cypriniformes; Cyprinidae. Gene Ontology annotation, cellular component: cytoplasm; eukaryotic translation initiation factor 3 complex. Bases 131 to 619 code for a protein of 162 amino acids. Gene Ontology annotation, biological process: regulation of translational initiation. Gene Ontology annotation, molecular function: ribosome binding; translation initiation factor activity.